Messenger RNA from Penicillium daleae, 450 nucleotides. Its product is annotated as YjgH family protein. The coding region runs from base 1 to 450 and encodes 149 amino acids. The transcript has a single exon. Lineage: Eukaryota; Fungi; Ascomycota; Eurotiomycetes; Eurotiales; Aspergillaceae. The record is from RefSeq and is a predicted model, not a curated record.
AUGGCCUCGGAAACAUCCUCUUCUCAAAAGCAGUUUUACAGUACCUCCUCUCCGUGGGAAGCCAAGUUCGGUUACUAUCGCGCCGUGCGACAUGGCCGCCACAUCUUCGUGUCUGGCUCAACUGCGGCAGACCCAAACUCCCCGCCUGAGGCACCUCGAGUCCGUUUCCCUGGAGAUGCGCGCCAGCAAACGCGGAUCACGCUGGAAGAGAUCAUUCAAGCUAUCCAGGCUGUAGGUGGCCGAGGUGCAGAAAGCGUAGUUCGGUGCCGGAUGUUUGUGAGUCGGAAAGAAGAUUGCGGCAUCGUUGGAGAAGCCUUCCGGGAGGUUCUGGGCAAGCAUAACGGGGGCCAAGUUGGCGCCGCCGCUACUAUGAUUGUGGUGGCCAACAGCUUCGUCGAUGAUGAUAUGCUGGUUGAAAUUGAGGUUGAUGCAAUUACAGAGGAGGAUUAA